AAGCGAAAACGAGACUUUAGUAUUCAAACGAAACCAUCAAACUCUGUACCCAGAUUCUCAACACAUUGUGUUCUCUCUCUCUCUCUUCCACCAACUACUCCAAAUUUACUAUAAAUGUCCCACCAAAUCUCACUCUCUCUUCAGGCAAUACAUCAAUAAUAAUAAAUCUCUUACUAGCAUAUCCCAUUUGUGUUUCUUCAAAUAACAUUUUUUACAAUGGCCAAAAAUGUUGCUCAGUCUCCUUUUGAGAGGUCUAGUUUGGCAUCACUAGACCAAAAGCUAGCCAUGGCUAAGCGUUGCUCUCAUGAGGGUGUAAUCGCGGGAGCUAAGGCAGCUGUUGUUGCUAGCAUUGCCACUGCCAUUCCAACUCUGGCUAGCGUAAGGAUGCUGCCUUGGGCAAGAGCCAAUCUCAACCAUACGGCUCAAGCUCUUAUAAUCUCCACAGUGGCUGGCGCCGCAUACUUCAUAGUUGCUGACAAGACUGUUCUGGCGACAGCACGAAAGAACUCCUUCAAGCACUCUGGCAUGGAAGCAUGAUUUUGAACCAUUAACAAGAUUGAAUUUUGUCCAACUCCAUUUGUUAUCAUGUUCUCAGGAGCAACUUAGCAUGUGAUUCCAACAUCUGUAAAUGAAUAAAGAUGUGUUUAUAGCUUAAGAGAACGAGAACUUGUUUUGUUUAUCAAUUAUCAGCUUAUCUCAUUGCAAAUCGGCUUCAAUCUUCACGAGACAGCGAU
Molecule: messenger RNA, 734 nt
Organism: Pistacia vera
Lineage: Eukaryota; Viridiplantae; Streptophyta; Magnoliopsida; Sapindales; Anacardiaceae
Product: early nodulin-93-like
Exons: 4
Coding region: 217-537 (106 amino acids)
Source: RefSeq, a predicted model, not a curated record